AGAUAAAAAAAAAAAAACGUCAUCUGCUUGGAUUCAUAAGGUUUUCGUUUUAAGAUCAAUGCUACUGUAAGGAUGAAAGAACCUCAGAUACUUUGAGAUUCUGAGAAACAGACAAUACACGAGCAUGUUCGAGACACCCCACCGAGUGGAGGAGCAGAAAACGCCUCUCUCACACGUUAUCAGUUCCUUCUCUUCUUCACCCAUCCUCCCUUCUCUUGGUUCACUCAGAAUGGUCAAUAGUAUAAUGUUCUACAUGAAUGCAAGUCAUAUUUUCAGUCAUGUUUGGUGUCAUUUGAAUUGUCUCAGGGCGACUGGUACAAUGGUCUCAAUUGUACAAGAAGUAGAUAAAAAAAGAGUUGAGCGAUAUUUUGCUCACUGUAGAGGGUGUGCCAUUUCCUAUUGUUUUUCAUGCAAAAUACCUUUUGUCUCAAGAGGUGAGAACGCUACAUUAUAAAUGCAAAUUCCAAUUGAUAGUUCUUGUCUCCAUCUCGGGGGAUGUUUGUCUUGGUCUGAGGUACUUAAAAAGUUGCAAGAGGAUCAGAACCUUCUGUAGCGAGAAUGAGCCCAUAGAGCAUGAAGUGUGUCCAUUUUUCUAAAAGCCAGGGGUCAGAGAACACCAGGGAAGAUGAACAACAGUUCAUUCUGCGAUACUGGGUUUCAGACCGGUCUCCUCACUCCAAUGUAUAGCAUUGAGAUGUGUGUGGCCCUUGUUGGGAAUAUAUUUGCCCUGUGGCUCCUGGUGACCAAAGAGAGGCAGAACUGGCACACCGGAGUAGUGCUCUCCUGUAACCUGGCCAUCUGUGACAUUCUUUACGUCCUGACCUUGCCUUUGCUCAUCAAUUACUAUGCCAAAAAUAAGGAUUGGACCUUUGGAGAUGCUGCAUGCAAAAUCGAACGCUUCCUCUUCAACUGCAACCUCUACGGCAGCAUUUUCUUCAUCAUGUGCAUCAGCGUCAAUAGAUACCUUGCCAUAGUUUUCCCCUUCUUCACCCGGAGCUACGUGCGCCCUAAACAUGCCAAGAUCGCAAGCGUGCUGACGUGGUUCAUCGUGACGAUCACUUCAUUGCCAGUCCUCAAAUUUGCUGGAACCGAAGUUGAACAAAAACAAACUCUUUGUGUCUCACGUAAUGAUAAAACCCUGAAAAUCCCCCAUUUUAAGUACACCCUAUUUCUUACGGUUGUAGGAUGCAUGAUUCCAUUGUUAAUUACCUUUGCGUCUUAUUUGGGUGUGAUUUGGACCGUUCUGAGAAAUAAAAACAUAACCACACUCGAGAAGAGGAAGGUAGCACUGAUGGUCGCUCUUGUGUGCAUUCUUUAUGCCAUGUCAUUUGUGCCCUAUCAUGUUCUGCAGACGUACAAAACGUAUCUGAAGGUUAUGAAUUGCUUGGUGUAUAAUUCAUAUCAAGUGUCAAAAGUCCUGGCCACCCUCAACAUGUGCUUGCAUCCGCUUCUAUACAUGGCUGUGUUUGACAGCAUACGGACAGUUUGCUGUGGAAAGAGCUCAGAUGAUUUAUCUUCUUAGUAUCUUGGCCAAAACCUCAUGCUGUAGCUUCCUGGAUGUAAAUUAAAUGAUGCUUGUACUCUGUUCCUGUGCGUCUGCAAAACACAAACCAAAUGAAAAUUGUUUUGCUGGUGUCAUUUUUGUAGUCAAAAGCAAAGAAGAACAUUUCUGACAGUAAAAGCUGACAAUUAAAAUGUAUUUGAAGUUGCAAAAAAAGCCUAUUAAA
This is a messenger RNA of Carassius gibelio (silver crucian carp), 1727 nucleotides long. RefSeq names its product P2Y purinoceptor 11-like. Gene Ontology annotation, biological process: calcium-mediated signaling; cellular response to ATP; G protein-coupled receptor signaling pathway. Gene Ontology annotation, cellular component: plasma membrane. Gene Ontology annotation, molecular function: neurotransmitter receptor activity; G protein-coupled ATP receptor activity. NCBI's taxonomy places the organism in Eukaryota, Metazoa, Chordata, Actinopteri, Cypriniformes, Cyprinidae. The coding region runs from base 626 to 1522 and encodes 298 amino acids. The record is from RefSeq and is a predicted model, not a curated record. The transcript is spliced from 2 exons.